Molecule: messenger RNA, 4994 nt
Organism: Caenorhabditis auriculariae
Lineage: Eukaryota; Metazoa; Nematoda; Chromadorea; Rhabditida; Rhabditidae
Source: the annotation of a GenBank genome assembly
AUGAAUUCUACCUACAUCCUGCUUAUUCCUACCACCCGGAUGACGCAAGCCGCUAACGAAUGUCAAGUAAGUGGCCCCUCAAUUUCUCUUCAAUCUUGUUUUUUUUUUCUAGCCCGACUUUCAUAUCACGAACCUGUAUAGCUGUACCGAUCCAUCGGGACCAGCUUGCAGAGGUGAAGAUCAUAAAUGCCAAGGCAAAACGUGCUGCACUUGUGAGUUGAUGUUUAAUGUUUGAGAAGUUACAAGUUAAGAAGAGAAAAAUUAUUGUAUGACUCGUUGCGAUAUAAAAAAGAGUGCUGUAGGGUGUCCAUUUUCGUCCUAUGAAGGCGAAUUCAUGCACAAAGAAAGGCCGUGCGCUUCGAGGACAAGAGUUUUGUAGCUCGGAGGAAAAAAUCAUGAAACUUUGGCGCGUAACGGUCUACAGCUUUUCAACGUAUUUGUAUAGAUCUGCCGAACUUUCCGAUUACUCUAUUCGCUUUUCUUCUUUGGCGACGAUCUCGUGUUUAGUAUCACUUUUUCUUGUUUUUCUGAACUCGCCGAUGAUAUAGACACUUCACACAAAAAAAAUUCGAAAACCAUCAUUGAAAAAGUUGUUAUCACAAAUUUAAAAAAUGCGUGAAUUCAUCAAAUACCUUGAAAUUCAGUCCGUCCAGCUUCUUCCACUUUUCAAAAGUGGGCUGGAAGUUCGGGCGUAGACAUAACUGCGGAAGAACCGUUGAAAGAUUGCCUAAAGAACGGAGACUGCGACCAGGCGCACUUCUGCGAUACAGUAUUUAGUAUGACGGACAAAAUGAAUUCGAAGCCUUACCUAACUAACAACAAACUGCGGCGUCAACUCUGUUACCCAAGUCAGUGUUCCCUUUCUAUUCAAAAUUGACACUGUGUUUUCAGUGCCCAAAAUAGUUGGGGACCCGAAAAUUAAAGGAGUCGAUAAGAUCGGUAUGAAGGUUUGUUCUACAUUAAAAGAAUGCGACGAGCCCGAAAUCUGUUUGCCCCUUGCUCGAGACGUUUACGAUUCGACGGAAAACAAGUUUCACACAGGCGUUUGCACAGAGAGUUAUUGAAUUUUGGAAGUUCAUGUUGCACAAAUCGUAAUUUGCAGUUCAUGGAGAAGCCAAGGUUCCUCAAGAAGGAGAGCAUUGUAAAAAACAAACAGACUGUACGGAAGAAAAAGUUCAGAAAGAACAAGAAAGACAUGGCGAAAUACGAAAUGUGGGUCUCGUACGAUUAGAAAAAAAAACAACAGAUUAUUAUGAAACUGACAAAAAAUACACAGAUGCAAUUCUCUCCAAUUAAGUUCAGUUAUCAUAGAAAUAUUUUUCGCAAAACUUCAAAAUCAAAUACACGAAGAAAUAUUAAUUUUAUUCUCAAAAAAAAACCAUUCACACAAAAAUAAAGAAAUACUUCAAUUUUCAGAAUCACUUGCAAACGAUUCAAUUCUACUAAUGGAUUUAUUUCCGCUGGCAAGGGAGUUUGCUUUCAAGGUUUGAUUAAAUUCGAAUUUGAAAUGAAAGAAACUUUUUUUUUACAGCUAAUCUGUUUUGUGCUACGGGAUUGAGAGCUUUUCAACCGAAAUUCUCGUCCAAUGGUCAGGCGCUUUGUGGCAGAUACGCCGAAGCGAAAACCAGCAACUCGAUUGACAUUUGCUGCCGUGAGUGUAGUCUGGCCAUUAGGGUAUCAAUAUGUGCAGAACAGACCUAGUGAGCGAUUUCUUAGUUUGAUUUCCAAAGCUCUUGGGCUUUUCAAAAAGCCAUUUUUAUAUUCAAGUUUCUGCAACAUGUCCAAUAAACAGUUUCUCAGAGAGAAACUUUUUCAAUUUUCAGCGACACCAUUUUCAAGCGCUUUGUUCUGGGCUCAAAUUGAGGAGAGCAGAAAACUGCCAAGCGGUUUCAAUGCUACGGGAUCCGGUAGAAGUUGCGUAACCAGUGAGAAUUGCGGCUUCGCCGAGUUUUGUGACAAAACUACGAACAUCUUCAAUGGGCUGGGGGCCAUAGACGACUCUGGAGAUAACAAAACCGCUCUUCGUUUCUGUUAUCCUGGUGCGAUAGAAAAAUAUCAACAUAAAAGUAGAAAAGAGAUUAAAUUCCAGUUCCAAUCGAGUACUUUUUCGUUGAUGCGAAGAAUGAGAAACGAGUAUGCGCGUCGGACAUCGAAUGCUCCCCUCAUGGCACUUGUCGCACGAUUAAAGUCAUGUUGGGAUCACCGAAGCCUCGCAUCGGUUUUUGUUCAAUGGGUUGGUGAAAAAAAAAACUUUUAUUGACACGAAAAAACAUAGAUAAAAUCAGCGUCUAAGCAACUGUGGAAAAUUUUCUCUCGAAAUAUUGGCAACUUUUCCAUCAAGAAAGCAAAAAUAACGCAUUUAUUUUAUAAAGCUCGAGUUUGUUCAAAAGUCCUGAACCGUCCGAAACAGCAAAAUCGGAUAAAGCAGGGCAGAGGUUGAGAAAAUCUUUUCCUAACAGGAAAGGUUCACUUUGACGUUGGGACUUUUCAUGAAAUCGGCCAGAAAACUUCUUGAUGUACCAGAAGAAGAUUCUAGAAGUCUCAACCUGCACAACUUUCUCGUUUUCGAGAAAUAAGGGCUUGAAGCCCCCAGCCCCCUUUUUCAUGGAUUUUAAGGGUUUUUCUUGAGCGUGUUUUUCUCAAUAACUAGGAAGUUGUGCAAUUUGAGUUUUUCAUAAUUUUCUUUUUGUACAUUAAGGAAGGUUCUGGUCAGUUUUUAGGAAAGUCUCAACCGCGAGAACCUCCCUUGUGAAAUGACUUUCUGGCUCAAAAAGUUUUGACCUCUCACGGAUCACUUGAAAUUUUUUUUAAUAAGUCCAAAGUUCAUAUAGCCAAUCCACUAGCUUGGGACGCAAAAAAGGGUGGCCUGCCUGCGCUCUCCAUCUAACAGAUACUGUCUCUUUUCUCAUCGUGUCAGGACCCUUUUUCUUCAAGUCAGCCGUGAAUCAGCUAUAGUUAGAUGGCAAAAUUCAGAAUACAAAAUUUAGCUCAGUUACCGAUCGAUAACCUUUUGGCUGAGCCCCAUUCAUCCAAGAACGAUCCGAGAGACUUUGGCAAAAAAACAAAAACUUUUGAAGUAGCCCAGAAGCCGUUUUUAACUAUUUACAUGGGCCCAAGAGCAUUAGAAGAACGUGUUACUCAAUUUACUGACCCUUCCAACUUGAAGAUCCCACGACAAAGGCCACGACAACGUCGAAGUCCCCACCUUUUGUUACAAGCCACCCCAAAGAAGUCACCCCAAAUCUCCCUGUUGAUUCCAGCGUUUGUUCAUUAUUUACUUUUGAUUCAGUAAACGAACUAACUUGAAGUUAAACGGGGGAUUUUUCAGGACCCUGGCAAGGACAAACUGAUUGAGGAGCUGACAAUCUUGGAGAAGGAGUGCCGGAAGAAACUGGCCAAUAUCGGGUUCGUUCGAGAAACUUGUUUAUUAUACACCUAGAUUUUCAAGAUUCUUAGAAAAAUGAUUAUGGCGUGUUCAUCGGACAAAACGAAAUUGCUCCAAAAAAAAAAUUACUACUGUUUUGGAGCAACUUUGGUGCGCCGAAGAACACGUUUUUUCGUUUCGAAGCAUGUUCCAUUUGUCCAAUGAAGAAGCCAUGAAAAACUGUAUCCACAGUCCAAAGAAAUUAUAUGAUAAAGAACUGCGUUUAUUACUCUCAGCUUUUUUUAAAUCUAUCUUUUCGCAGUCAAACGCGGAAAACCUAUCGAAACCGGUCGUAAUACGUUUAAAAAAAAAAUUCCAGUACUUGUCCUGAUGGCAACCGUUGGCCCAUGAUUCUUCUUAGCGCAAGUCUAAUAGUUCUUCUGAUAACAAACGUCGCCUCAAUGAUAUACAUCUGGAAAAAUAAGAAGAAGUUUGUUUUUUUCUGAUCUUUUUUCCACUUCAAAGAACGAACUUUGCCAGAAAAACAAAAGUCGAAGUGCCGAAAGUUUCAAAACAAUUUUUUUCUUUGCACCCCACCGCCCAUGGCUUUUUCAGAGAGUUGUGAUUAUGAAGUUUUGUGUCUGCGAUCUCUUUUCUCUUGCUGGAGAAACGCCGGCGACAGAAAAGAGAGCGCAGACAAGCGAUGCUUUCUUUGAAAUUUAAUGACUUGCCUGCUUUCACAAGUUUAAUUUUUUUUUUCUUUUCGUGAAGGUAUUCAAGCCGUGACCCCGAACGAGCCGGCCGCCGAGGCAAAAACACCGCAAAUAACCGAAAAAGCCGCCAGUGUCGACCGCGUAGCCACAAAAUUAAAAAAACGCAGUCAGCCAGGAGGCCAAAAAAGAUGUAUACGUAAAAAAAAGAAAAUGACGCCAGAGCACCUCGAAUACAUUAAAAAAAUAUUCAAGUUUGAAAGAUUAACACAAUCGAAAUGAUAAUCUUUUUCAUUUUUUUAGAGAGCUGAAAAAGAAGACGCUUCGUCAGGAAAAAUUCAAAAAAACGCGGGCCAAUUGUUAUACCGAAGUCGCCUACCGUCUCCCAGGUACCAUUAUUUUUUUAUUUUUUUAUUUUCGAGAUAGUGAAAAAUAUAUUAGGCCCCCCUUUUUAUAACAACUCUGACUUUUGAAGCUUGUCCAAAUAGAAGUGGAAGAGAAAGAUAACCCCAUAGAAAAAGUCAUCUAUGACCCGUCGGACAAUGAGCAGUUUGAAGUAGGCACGGAGAUCGACGAAAUUGAAGUAAAGGAUAACUUUUGAUAAACCUAAUUAGAACACUGAUUCCAGGCGGCAAGCAGUACCGUCGCUUCCGUUCAGGGAACGACAGGAAAGAAGACCCCCAUGGAAAUGAAGGCACAGAACCAUUUUGCUCCGAAUAGCAAAGAUUCAGUUGCAAAGAAAUCGACCCCUGGACUCAACAUUUAUCAUGGAAAUAGUUCGUCUAAGGAGGUAUGUAAAAAGUAAUUUCGGUGAUUAUAUCAACUCUCAGCGCCUCGACUCCCUUUCUACCUUGACAAAGAAGGGACAACGACAAGCUUCGAGUCGUCCACAGAGCAGCCGACGGGACAGGAGCCAUUAG